CUGCCUCCGCUCUCUCCGGGCCUCGGUUCCGGCGCGGGUUUCUGUGCGGCGACGGCAGCGGCGAUGGCUGGCCGCGGCCGCGGGGGGAGGAGACGGCGCUGCGGGCGACCUUGAGGAAGCAGCGGCCAUGGGCAACAUGCCGUCGGCGCUGAAGCACUGCCUCAGCUACCAGCAUCUCCUCAAGGAGCAGCUGUGGAUCGGAGAAGCGGCGCCGCAGCCCACGGCGCUGCAGCAUCCCGGGCAGGAACUGCUCACAAGUGGAUUUCCUGAAUUUGUUAAAAUAGUAGAAGUUGGGCCUAGAGAUGGAUUGCAGAAUGAAAAGGCUAUAGUCCCUACAGAUGUCAAAAUUGAAUUCAUCAACCGACUUUCCAAAACAGGCUUGCCUGUCAUAGAAGUGACGAGCUUUGUUUCUUCGAAAUGGGUACCUCAGAUGGCUGAUCACACAGAAGUCAUGAGAGGAAUAGAAUGCUAUCCUGGAGUCCGAUAUCCAGUCCUUACCCCUAAUCUUCAAGGCUUCCAUUCUGCUAUUGCUGCCGGUGCAACAGAAGUGUCCGUCUUUGGUGCGGCUUCCGAGUCUUUCAGCAAAAUGAAUAUUAACUGCAGCAUUAACGAAAGCAUGGAAAGAUUUGAAGACGUCGUGAAGUCUGCCAGGAAGAUGGACAUUCCAGUGCGAGGGUAUGUGUCUUGUGCGUUGGGGUGCCCUUACGAAGGAAAUAUUGAGCCAGCGAAAGUUGCGGAAGUCUCCAAACGGCUAUACAGCAUGGGUUGCUAUGAGAUAUCCCUUGGAGACACCAUAGGCGUGGGGACCCCUGGCAGCAUGAAGCGCAUGCUGGAAUCUGUUAUGAUGGAGCUCCCCGUGGCGGCAAUUGCAGUGCAUUGCCAUGACACGUACGGCCAGGCUUUAGCCAAUAUCCUCACAGCGAUGCAGAUGGGAGUUCAUGUUGUGGAUUCUGCUGCUGCCGGCUUAGGGGGUUGCCCCUAUGCGAAAGGUGCCACAGGCAAUGUAGCCACAGAAGAUGUGCUAUAUAUGCUGAAUGGCUUGGGAAUCAAUACGGGUGUGAAUCUUUUCAAAGUUAUGGAAGCCGGUCACUUCAUCUGCACUGCCUUGAACAAGCAAACAAAUUCUAAAGUUGCUCAAGCAUCUUUCAGUAGCUGAGCUGUAAAUUUAACUAUUUGUCUGUCAAUAUGUGCUACCUUGUUUAUAGCUGCAUAAGGUAAACCUAUAGCAUAUGACAAAUCAAACCAUUUGGGGGGGUGCAGAAUAGUCAAUAUUGUAUGUCCAUGGCGGCAGAAAAAUUAAGAUCACAGUGUAAGUUCCUGGGUCUGGUCACCUGAUGAAACCCUCUCCGUAUUUUCUCUGGGCCCCUGGAAAUUUCCCAGCUACAAGUGCAAGGCCUCUGUGAAUUGGCCCCCAUCAUGCUCCUGAAGUGAUGUUAACACUCUGCCCGUGGGGCCACCUCAAGGAAGUGUUUGAGAGGUCAGUAAAGACAUGCACGUUGGUGGAGGAAAAUCCAAAUGCCUGUGUAUUCAUCUGAGCACACCUUGAGGUGAGUUUCUUGUAGAGAGGAACACAAAAACCAAUGUCAGACAUGCUCAUCUUUAAGAAGCCACAGGUUUGUUUCCACAAUUGUGUAGGUGGGUGGUUUCUGGUGUCAUCCUGCUUUAAGACAUGCACCCUGACCAAGAAAGGUAGAAAGCUUUGACUAAAUAGCCUUCGUUUGAGAGACUCAUAAGCUUCUUCUAAGACAUGAUAAAUGGCAGCUCUGAGCACGUAAGGAUCGUAUUUCAUAAGGAAUAUCCCCCAUGCUUUAAUGCCAGCUCCAGGUUUUGGGGGGCCCUUGGGUGAGACACUUAGUGGGGGGACACUCCUCUUCCACCAAUAUUGUCACCAACUGCUCCUUUUCCUCUUCCUCUUCCUCUUCCUUGGUGCCAUCCGCUUGCUUGUCAGGCAGAGAGCCAAUGAGGAUUCAGGAAGUGGCAGCUGCUCCUCCCCUUUAUCAGCACAGCUAGUUUUUGCUUGCUUGCUCCCUCUGGGCUGAGGGAAAGGGUGGGUAAAUUAGCAGUUUCCAAUGGCCAAAAGUGGGAGCAGGUUGAAACAUCUCUUUUUGGUGAACCCUCUUCUGGGUUAUGGUUGUUCGGCAGGGGCCCAGGCUGUGCUGAACCUUGAUAGCAGCUGUGACCAUGCCCAGUAUGACGAUUUUGAUUAUGUAUGUAUGUAUGUCUGUAUGUAUGUAUGUAUGUAUGUAUUGUGAUAGCGACACAUGAAAGCACAGCCUGUCAGGAACAGAAUAACCAGCAGUGGAACUGUGUGUGUGCUACAUAUUUUUAAAGCUGACUGCCAGGCCAGCAGUCAUGUACUUUAAAACAAUUUGGACACUCUUUGAAAAUUGAUGUUGACAUUGUUGCCUGCCUUGGACGGGCAAAAGCAAGGGGGUUUGUUGAGUUGAAAUUUAUGUAGCUUGACGGGUUGCAAGUUGCACUAUCUUCAACUGUUAUUUCAAUCCACGUUGGACGAAAACGGAUUUCAGAGUUCUAAAGAUAGCAAGUAUAUUCUUACAUCUUAAUCAAGCCAAUUUUUUUUUAGUGUUGUAUAAAUAUUUGCAGCCGUCAAUGAGGUCCAUCGUUGUGUGUGGUCUUGCUGUUGUACAUUUUAUUACUCCAGAUUACCUCUUUUCAUUUGCCAAGUCAAUUACGCUGCGAGCAGGGAGCCAAACCCGGAUUUGCUAUGAGUAGCAUUUUUGCAAUGUUUUACUAUAGUUGACAUCUGUUAAGUAUAUGAAUGACUUUAUCUUGUUCCAAGAAUUUUGUAGGGGAUGGCAGCCUGCCAUGUUUUGCAAAUUUAUGGCGCCCUCCUAUAGUUGUUACAUACACUAAAUUCAUUGCAAUCUGUUUUUCUUUCUUGCUGUCCAAUUUCCAUCUUUUCGGUAGGAGAGUAAGGGGCUGGUAUGCAAGCUUAUUGAAAUAAUGGAAGUUGCACGGUAGCUGUGUUCGUUGGUUCACUCCAUUGCACAAUUCAGGCCAAACUAGAUGUUAUGUUAGUCACAUAAUUUGCAGUUGUGCAAUGUUAAUUUCAGCCACAACUUGGUUUGGGAAUGUGGUGUAACUUUAACCCUUUGCACCCACUGCGGCCCCCCCAUCAGCUGCUAUUUGCCACCCGCCUUGAGCAAACGGAAAUGUCCCCAUAGUACUUUUUUUUGCUGGGGGGAAAAUUUGCAUUUAUGCACAUUGUAGGUGAUAUCCAACAAGGUCAUAUUCAUAGAGUAGACCCAUUAAAACCACAAUGGACUUCAGUCCACUGAUUUCAGUGGGUCUACUCUGCGACUAACAAUGGCUGCUAAUCUGUCAUUUUUACCUAGCAUAAAUCCACUGUUGGGUCAAGAAAGUGCCUCUUAACUAUCCUAACCAUUCAAGACUUCCCCUUUUGUGGACUUUUGUAAGAUGAAUAUUACAGUGGAGUGCAUUUGAGUGCAAUCAAAGAAACUGCACAAUCAUAUAUAAAUCAGUGAAAGCCACUUGAAAGAUAAUAGAACGUAAUACAGUCUAGUUUUAAUCUUUUUGAACCCCCAAAACUCAGUACUUUUUACAGUGCAGACUUUUGUUCAGUAGAAGUGUUUUUCUUAGCCCUCUGGAUGUCCUUUUUAUUGAGCAUUAAUCAUGAUGUGUGCUUUGGGACAGGGACCAGGAUAGGUGGUGCAGGGAGUAUAUCAUACCCCUGCCUGGGGUCAAAAACGGGGCCUGGGAGGCAAAGGAGGCGAACCAGAAAUUCCCUGAGACAUCAGAAAAUAUUUGCAUAUAUUGUGUUGAAGACUAGCACUUAACAUUGUGUUAGCCUACAUAAAACGCCACAGCACUCUACUUCCCUGCCCAUUGCCUCUUCUGCCAACGUGCUCGUCCCAACUUCUCCCAGGCAAUCUGGAGAGGUGGCACUGAAGUCUCAGCAAAUGAGAGUGCGAGUGGGCAAGGCGGGAAGGCGGGCUUGUCUUGCCUCUCCUGCAGGUGAUGUGCUCUCCCUACUUGAGGGGACUGCUAUCUGCCAGUGAGGGGCAAAAAAAGUUUCAGAGCUGACAGCAACCCACCUUCAGGCAGAGGAGGGCGAAGUAGCUCAUUGCCACCAUUAUCAUCAUGAACAGAUGAUAUCUGGUAAAAUUAUCUUUUCCAAACAACUCUCCUAAGAAUCAGUUAAUAUUUGCAUUGAUUCAAAUUAUAUUUGUAAAGGUAUAAUAAAACAAAACCAAAUGCCCCUAAGAUAUUUCAUAGUGCUCUGCUUAAUAGAAGAUUGGAUAAUUGUUCAUCUCUACGUAUUUUAAUUUGGUUCUUUUUCUGUCAAAAAGUGUUCUUCAUUUGGAAUUAUUGGUUCACCUGAGAAACAGUGUCAGUCAGAUAUAAUGAACAAGGAAUUGUAAAGUCUAUUUACAACUGAGCACCACUCGAAUUAUUUCAGCCAACGUACAACAAGCUGCUUCGCAUUUGUGCACCCCAGGAGCACAAACAAAAGUUUUGAUUUAUUAUACCAUUCUUUGACUACUAAGUCAUGUGAAAAGUUGUAGCAUAUCUCACUGAAUGCAUCUGUUAUUUCCUUGCACCAGUAUAUAGACUUUUAUCUUAGGAAUCAAAAAGAACACAAGGAGAAAGCCUGAUAAUAUUACAAAAUAGUACAAUCAUUACCUACCGGUGACCCACCUGCACAUAAAAGCGUUAAUAUCUGCUUGUCUUUCCAUUUAGUGUUGACAUUAUUGGGCUGUAAUAAGCCAUACUGAGAGGGUACAUUUAGCUCUGAUUGCUUUUUUUCCAAAAAAAUCACUUCUUCCAUCAGCUUUUAUGGGUAAUGACUCACAACGGAUGGAGCUGUUUUAUGUAACCGGGGAGAUCGAUUUCUUCUCUCUGCUGUUUUGGCCAAUUCAAAAUAUGUUCAUCCAACCUGUUUUAGAAAAAGCUCCCAGCAGACCUGAUUUCAGCACAUGGUGCCUUUAGGCAGCUGCCAGGAUCCAUUUCUGUGCUGGUGAUGCCAACCCUGACCCCUUGUACCGGGAGGGGAGGACUCCAUUUUAACUUCCUGCAGCGCACUUGAUGCAACAUAACGACCCAGCCAUUUUGGGAAGUUAAAAUGGCCACCAGCACAAAUUCAGAAUGCUGCCUGCUACCAAUACAAGGCAGGAGGGGAUCCACUCUGUCCUGAGCCCCCUCAGUCCUGGAGCUGGGCCUGUUUCUCUUAUCAUUUGAGUCUCUUAAGCUCUAAUAUUUGUUUCCACCUCAUGUCUUUGUCUCCCCUGCACACCAAGCUAAAUAACUAGCUAGCAUUAUUAUUUAAAUAGGAUUUCCAAGGCUGCAGGCCUAUGCCCACUGACCUGUGUCAUUUGAGAGGAAGGGCAGGCUAUAAAUUCAAUAAAAUAAAUGAAUGAAUAAUCCACCAUCUUCUGAGGGAGCCUGCUCCACUAUCGAAUAGCUCUUCUUAGAAAGUUCUCCUUACUGUUUAAUUGGAAUCUCAUUGUAAUUUGAAUCCAUUGGUUCAGGUCCCAACUUCCAGAGCAGGAGAAAACAAGCUUGUUCCAUCUUCCCUGU
Molecule: messenger RNA, 5559 nt
Organism: Podarcis muralis (Common wall lizard)
Lineage: Eukaryota; Metazoa; Chordata; Lepidosauria; Squamata; Lacertidae
Gene: HMGCLL1
Product: 3-hydroxy-3-methylglutaryl-CoA lyase like 1
Biological process (GO): L-leucine catabolic process; ketone body biosynthetic process
Cellular component (GO): endoplasmic reticulum; cytosol
Molecular function (GO): hydroxymethylglutaryl-CoA lyase activity
Source: RefSeq, a predicted model, not a curated record